Molecule: messenger RNA, 4793 nt
Organism: Hylaeus volcanicus
Lineage: Eukaryota; Metazoa; Arthropoda; Insecta; Hymenoptera; Colletidae
Gene: Zip48C
Product: zinc transporter ZIP11
Exons: 8
Coding region: 554-1726 (390 amino acids)
Biological process (GO): zinc ion transmembrane transport
Cellular component (GO): membrane
Molecular function (GO): zinc ion transmembrane transporter activity
Source: RefSeq, a predicted model, not a curated record
CGAUUUUUUACAGAAUUCAAUUUUUUGUACAAGAAUAUUUUGAGAGAGCGAAUGAAAGGCAGCUAUGUACAUGUAUGCACGGAUCUUGUAUUAGCAUAUGGAUCACCGGCUCUUCCCAUCAUUAAACAAUGUAGGUGGAAUGCACUGAACUGUGCUAAUACUAUUAGUAUUAGUACAAUUCAGUGGUGAAAUGGAUAAUCUUUGUGAUUUCCGUUCCGAAUCCGGGGCCGUGGGCCAGAAAAUUCCAUUGAAUGUCCCCUCUACUUCGUACGUCGUCUGUGGCAUUAUAAAUCUUAAAUAACACCAUCUAGCGUUUCAGUCGUGCGAUAACUAGAAGCUUGUCGUCGAGGAGAAGGGUAAAAGUAGUGAAGGUAGUGCUCGUGGUGGUGUGGUGGUGGUGGUGGCGGCGGUUGAGAUAAGUACGGGGGACUGAGUGCACAUCAGCGAGAUCAAGCGGCAUUUUCUGUUCUAUGAAACAGUUUCUUAUCCACUGUUCACGUUUCAGAAGAUGAGCUGUAUAGUUUAAAACGUCGAGUACUUCACGAUUAGUAUAAUGUUAAAGGAUUAUUCGCAUAUUACGCAGGCGCUUUUGGGAACGUUAUUUACGUGGGCACUCACCGCAGCGGGUGCCGCACUCGUCCUUGUCAUACGUGGAAAACAACGCAAGCUUUUGGAUGUCAGCUUGGGAUUCGCGGCCGGCGUGAUGGUAGCGGCAAGUUAUUGGUCGCUAUUAUCACCUGCUAUCGAAAUGGCGACACUGAGCAAGCUUUAUGGAAUGGAAGGCGAAUACGCGUUUGUACCAGUUGGAGCUGGAUUUCUCAUUGGCGCAGCCUUUGUUUAUGGAACGGACUUGUUGAUAUCUUCCCUUGGCAUUCAGUCCCCCAAUGUGCUUUUAGCUAUGCAGUCAGUCGGUACGAAACAAAGAUGCAAGAUCCUUGCAAAACUAAAAAGUGACGAGGAUUUAGACGAUUAUGAUCCGUAUAACAACAUACAGAUUUCCGAUGGAAAACUAAAUACUCGAAUUGAGUCGACAACCAUCGAUGGUUUCAACGAGCAAAAUACAAGAAGACGUCAUAUUGCAAAUAUACAUAGACCAGCAGAAGAAGGAGAACUUGGAGCACUUUACGAAGACCUUCACAACGACCGUAAAAACAACCAGUGGAGAAGAGUCUUAUUACUCGUUGUUGCUAUAACAGUGCACAAUAUUCCAGAGGGUCUUGCUGUUGGAGUCGGGUUUGCUGCAGUGGGGAGUAGCGAAUCAGCAACUUUUGAAAAUGCACGAAACCUCGCAAUCGGAAUCGGUAUACAGAAUUUUCCCGAGGGAUUGGCGGUGUCCUUGCCACUUCAGGCGGCAGGGAUUGGCACACUGAAGAGCUUCUUCUACGGCCAACUCUCGGGGAUGGUGGAGCCUCUCGCUGGUGUCAUUGGAGCAGCUGGAGUAUCUCUCGCCGAACCUGCGCUGCCUUACGCACUUGCCUUCGCUGCUGGUGCGAUGAUCUAUGUGGUGAUCGACGACAUAAUUCCGGAAGCGCAUCAGAGAUCGAUCGACCCCGACGUCACGGUCGCCGCAGUUUCCCUGGGUGGCUGCAAGACAACCUCGAGAGCUUGCACGGGUUUCGCUGGAACCUACGCCGGGGUGCAGGCAUAUAAAGAACAAAUAAAAUUUCAUUCGUAUUGGACAAGAAUAGUAGCAGUUGUUGGCAACUCGCAAACUUGUACGCUUUGAAUGUGAAUAGCGGUACUUUUAAAGGAUAUUUCGAGCUCAUCGCAGGAUCAUAUGACAGUCUAUCGUAGAGAAAUAGAAUUACAGUAUUUGUAAUGUGUUAGACGUUUUGUAGAAGUGUAAUUAUUUUUCUUUAAUUUGAAUAAUACUACAACUUUGUGCUGUAUUUAUUUCGCAUAAAUAAAUCUGUACUCUGUUUACCUUAUUAUAUUCCCACUAUUAUUCCUAUUUAGACUUACAUGUAUUAUUUAUUUUUAGGAACUCGUACGACAAUCACAAAUCCAUCCCUUCGAACUCUAUAUUAAUAAUUCACUUCCUAAUUCGCCGCAGCAAAGAUGAUAGCGAGAAGAACGGUAAUGAACGUUCCAUUAAAAUCGAGAUUAAUAGUGUUUGAAGAGAAAGUGGUCUACCUAUCUCCACUUUACCUUACGGUCGAGUAGGAUGGUCUUCUUCUCGAAUGUUGUGGAAUAAUCAUACGCGGAUCGUCGGGUCGCGAACCCAGGGAACCUUCUCUCCACGCGAUUUCCCGUUCACCGUCGCGGUGUGUGUAAUUGUUGACGGAUAAAUAAAUCGGUCGCACAAAGGCUCCUCUGUCCAGCGACCGUUGCGCGACCCAGCACGCGCCACGAAAUUUAUGAUUCGACUAACAUAGAGAAGGAGAGAGAUAUAAAGAGACAGUUGGCCGAUGAUGGUCUGGCAAAACAAAGUCAUCGACACGCUAGGACCUUGCACUGUCGCAAUUUGGGAAUAGUAUGUCCAAAAACGUCGAGAGAGAGAGAGAGAGAGCGCUACUUUUGAGGGGACAUCAAAGAGACAUGUGAAUUAUUGGCUACCUACUAUCAAUACUACAAUAUCUUUUUAAAUCAGUUCCCUAUUUCUUACAUCUAUACUUAGUACCUAAAUAUUGUUGGACCUUCGUAUCGCGAGUCUGAUAGAACUGCAAAAUUCAAAGUGGCUACCACUCUCCCCCCAAGAGCGUACAGAGGCGGAUUCCGGAGCGGGGUGCGCGCCGAUUAAGUAUCUGGAGCGCGAACGAGCGAUGCGGUUUUUUGUCGGAAUUUCCGGUAGUGAUUUAUCAAACGGGAAAGAUCGUAUCUAACGGCGGGGAGCAGCCUGCCGGCAAGAAACGACUGCUCGUGGCCAGAGGGAACUAAGAAGCAGAGGAAGACGAAGAAGACGUAGAAGAAGAAGCCGUGGUUGAGGACGAUGCGCUCGCGAGUGUUGGAGCAAGCGAUCUCGCGCGAAGAAGCUCUACGUCGCUAUGCCAGCGAGUUAUCCAGUAUCCACGCUCGAGCGCUAUCAAGUGUCAAACGAACCGAACGUAAGAAAAACCAAACGGUCUGCCACGGAGUCGCAGCCAUGAAACUUUGAGAGAACGCAGCCGAACAAGAGAGAAACUCUAGAUGGUAUCCGUGACCGCGUCGAGGAUGCGCGCCACUUUCGGGGCCCUCUUCUUGCGUCACGCUCCUGACAGCUCGGAGAAACGCGGACGAGUGUCCUCGAGAAGUCGAGGAACCACGAUCCUUUUUCCAAACCUUUUCUCCCAAAGAGUUCGUUUCUGGGUAUACGCGAUCUCGAGGAGAUACCUCGAGAAUUCCACGAACUUUCUUCUAAUUGGUCCUUUUCGUUUUCAGAUUCGCGAGAGUUCUGACCAACACCUGUAACUGCUCUUCUGAGCUGGAGAUGGUGCUUUCGACAGCUGAGAGAAGAAUUAGGGAAGUUGAAGGGACGUCGGAGAACUGUGGAUCGAGCUGUGCAGUCGACCGAUAAAAUUUUUCCUAAUACGGGCCAUUCUUACUAUUCUCAUUACAAGAAUAUCAUUAUGUUACAAGUCGUACGUUACUGUUAAAAAAAUGUUCCCCUUCUGUAAGCACAAAAACGACAAUUUAAGUCAUAAAUUCAUUGUCAUCAAGUCAAGUUUGGUAGUUUAGCGCUAAGGAGCAACAAUGUUCAUCGAAGACGCAGUACACUUUCAAAUAAUCAACGUGUGUUUGUAUUUAAAUAACUGAUUUUUUAGACCAGCAGAACCGCGCCAUAAGAGCUAACGAGUUCCAAAUAUGGUCUUUUUUUGUAUAUGUAUACUGGUUCAGGGUGCACGGGCACGCUUCGGGUCACCGCAGUCGCUCGUAAAAAGACAAACGACUUGUUUCGUCUAAUAGCUCAAAACACCACCGCAGCUCGUUGCCACCAUCACCAUUGGACCCUCCAUAAUAAAUUUUCUUACGGUCCUGUCAAAAUAAAGGCACGAGAGAAGGAAUAAACUGGGUCCUCAGCUUACGAGUUCGAUACUAAAAUUCUAAAAUGCAGAAUGGCGAACCCAAUAUGGUCAACUUGCUACAAUGGUAUUAGAUUUGCAUGAGAAUUUGUUUAUAAGAAUCUUUGGGCCUCAGAAUUCGAAUCUGAUGUCAGACUUCCAAAAUUCAUCAUUUACAGUUUCAGCGUAUCUUGUUUGCAACAUCUUUUCUUACUAUCUUGCAGGACAGAUGGAAAUAUAAAUACACAUAGUACAUACGUCUUUCUAUUUGAUCGCUUAAAUAGGGUUAGUAGAUUUUUAGGUGAGUGAAAGUUCGAGUAAUUUUUUACUUGAAAAAGAUACGGUAGGCAAAAGUAAGCUCGAAAACCCUCUGGCCUAUUGGUUUGAAAUUCGAGAAGGAAACGUGUGUCGAGUCGAGUCCCAAUUUGCCAAGGGAUUUUUACGAGGCAUCACCGGAGACGAAGAGAAAUGCGGUAGCCAGGUUACGAAUCUGGAAUUGAAAUUUGAGCAACAAUGCGGUGACCUAAUUACACGAUGGGAGAAUCGAGUACAAGCUGUUUUGUAACGAAUAAAAUAUGCGUAUGUGUUUUUUAUUCCUUUCCUCAUAAUGCAUACAAAUCAUAACACGAAACGAGGGCUUUGAUUCGUUAGUAUUUUUGAGAAAUAAUUCAAGUCAAUGGCUAAUCGAUACAUUGUCUCUGGUAAUACAACAACCUAAGUAUAUUUUUUCUAAAAAUCAUUGAAAACUAGGAUAGCAACAAAUAAUCUUUGAUUAUCCAUCGCUAAUCCUCCACAUCUUUAAAUUUCCACGCGUAU